Molecule: messenger RNA, 2653 nt
Organism: Sinocyclocheilus rhinocerous
Lineage: Eukaryota; Metazoa; Chordata; Actinopteri; Cypriniformes; Cyprinidae
Product: echinoderm microtubule-associated protein-like 2
Exons: 20
Coding region: 122-2272 (716 amino acids)
Biological process (GO): microtubule cytoskeleton organization
Cellular component (GO): mitotic spindle
Molecular function (GO): microtubule binding
Source: RefSeq, a predicted model, not a curated record
UGUUGUCGGUUGUUCGGUGGAAAGGUAUUGAAGGUUCACUCUUAUGUCAGGAAAGAAGGCAGGCGGAUCGGAGGACCGGCGAUUUAAAAGGAAUAAUACAGGAAUUGAUCAGUAGAAGGACAUGUCGGAGCGAGUAGCUUCAUGUGGGAAUCUGUAUGACACGAACACCCUUUUGCUUCGGUAUUGCAACGAUGAUAAUGUAUCAGCCGGGAGUGGGAUGGAGAUGGAUGACCGUCUCUCUCACCUGGAGCAGAGGGUGCAGCUGCAGGAGGAUGAGAUUCAGCUGCUGAAGGCGGCGCUGGCGGAUGCUUUGAGAAGGCUGGGCUGCUGUGAGGAGACCACACAGGCCAGCAGCAAGAAAGGUGGACCUACUAAAGUUCGGCAGAUAUUGCAAGCUCUGCCAUCCAAGCCUCUGACAAAUGGCUAUGUGCAAACAAAACGCUUGAGUGGCUAUCCUUCCUCUCCCUCCUCUCCGAAAAAGGAGGUGCUGAUGUCUAUCAAAAGGAAGAGCAUGUCCACAGAACGCCUGUCCACGGUGAAGAAGGAGAUGGCAGACUCCCGCAGCAGAACCACCUCAUCCAGCAGCUCAACAUGUGGAAAGAGAGACAGCAAAACCAAAGAGUGCACCUUCAAUGCUGAUGAUGGUUACGUGAGGAUGUUCCUACGUGGACGUCCAAUCACCAUGCAUAUUCCAGACCAGCUGAGGGAAAGUUACAGCCUUGACCACAAAGUGGCACUGCCAGAGCGCAAGCUAAAACUUCAGUGGGUUUACGGCUAUAGGGGAAGAGACUGCCGUUCCAACCUGUACCUGCUGCCGACGGGAGAGAUUGUGUACUUCAAUGCUUCCGUAGUGGUGCUGUACAAUGUAGAAGAGCAGCAACAAAGACACUAUCUGGGCCAUAAUGAUGAUGUCAAGUGUUUGGCCAUCCAUCCAGACAUGGUCACCAUAGCAACAGGACAAGUUGCCGGAACAUCCAAAGAUGGCAAAGCUUUGCAGCCUCAUGUCCGUGUGUGGGACUCCGUCAGUUUGAACACUCUCCAUGUGAUCGGAGCGGGCGUGUUUGACAGAGCUGUCACCUGUGUUGCCUUCUCAAAGUCGAAUGGUGGUGCUCAUUUGUGUGCGGUUGACGAUGCAAAUGACCACAUUUUGUCUGUUUGGGACUGGCAGAAAGAAAAGCAACUGGCAGAGGUUAAGGUGAGGAAAGGUGGCAUGCUGUAUAAAAGAGUGUGUGGCUAUGGAACGCUGGUGUCAGGUGGAGGAAAAGACCGCAGGGUGCUGCUGUGGGACCACGAUUACCGUAAAAAGAGUGAGAUUGAGGUUCCCGAGGCCUUUGGUCCUGUCCGCACUCUAGCUGAAGGAAAACAGGAUGAGCUGUUUGUGGGAACAACCCGAAACGCUGUGCUACGGGGCUCUUUCUCUGGUUCCCUCACUCCCAUUGUUCAGGGUCACACUGAUGAGUUGUGGGGCUUGGAUGUGCAUCCCAGUACUGAGCAGUUUGUGACAUGUGGUCAAGACAAGCAGGUCUAUCUCUGGGACACCUCUUCCCAUCUACCUCUGUGGAGCAAGGCCAUUGAGGACCCUGGGCGUUCUGUUGGAUUUCAUCCCAGUGGCACUGUUCUUGCUGUGGGCACUAUGACAGGAAGGUGGUUGGUGCUGGACACUGACACCCGUGAUCUCGUCUCUAUGCAUACAGAUGGCAAUGAAAUCAUCUCCGCUGUUAAAUAUUCUCCAGAUGGGGCGUACCUGGCUGUGGCUUCUCAUGACAAUUUUGUUUACAUCUACUCUGUUACUGAGAACGGAAGGAAAUACAGCCGUGUUGGCAAAUGCACUGGACACUCCAGUUUUGUCACUCAUCUCGACUGGUCCACCGACAGCCAGUUUAUUGUAACCAACUCAGGCGACUAUGAGAUCUUGUUCUGGGAGGCAUCCAGUGGGAAGCAUAUUACUAGUGCAGAUGCAGUGCGGAAUCUAGAAUGGGCCACUUCCACAUGUGUGCUAGGUUUCAAUGUGUUUGGAAUCUGGCCAGAGGGUGCUGAUGGCACAGACAUUAAUGCUCUAUGCAGGUCACAUGACAACAACCUCCUUGCCUCAGCUGAUGAUUUUGGCAAAGUGCACUUGUUCUCUAACCCCUGUUCCCAGCCAAGGGCUCCCAGCCAUAUCUAUGGUGGGCAUAGCAGCCAUGUGACCAACGUUGCCUUUCUCCAUGAUGACAGUCAUCUUAUCUCUACUGGUGGGAAGGACACCAGCAUUCUUCAAUGGGUGCUCGCUUAGUCACAUCUGAGCCGUCCUGCUGCAACCUCACUGUAGACUCCUGCCCACUAGAGGGCAGCACUGCUGUGCCUAAUUCCCUUCUCUGCUGUCCUGUUUGCCUUUAUUGUGUACUAUGUUAUUAGGUUUUUCAUUACGUGCUGGUGCAGAGUCAGUUUUGUCUCUUGUCCAGAUGUAUUUACCAUGAUUGUUUGAGGAGUAGAGACUGAGCUUAAAUCAGUGCUAAUUGGCAAACUCUAGUACAGGGGUGUCAAACAAUUCUUGGAGUGCCGUAGCCCUAAAGAGUUUUGUUCUAACCCUACUCUAACACACAUACCAUACGUUUUCAAAUAAGCCUGAAGGACUUGAUUAGUUGGAUCAGGUGUGUUUAGUUAGGGUUGAAUC